AAUUCAAAACAAAACAAAAUCAGUUUCAAAAUUUCAAAGUUUACUUUGUCUGUCUCCAUUCGCUGUCUUUAAAGGAGAAAUAUCGAUCCAAUAAAAAUGGAAUUCGGAGCGUCGUUUGCUUAUAGAAGAAUUGACGCCCACGUUGAAGCAACUCUUCAAGAAGCUGCUCAAGUUCUCGAAAAGUUGGUAAUUGAAAGAGAUGCCGAGUCGGCCAUAACGGUCGCAUCCCAAGGAACUCCAGAUGCAAUAAGUAUCACUCAAGCUGCUCAUGAAACCAUUUCAAUUGAUUCAAUUCUUCGAUCUUCGAAGCAACCAAAGGCUACCAUUCGUACUCCACGUGACUCUAACAAGAAUCGGAAAUUAACUUUCCCACCAGCCCGAAUUGGUUUCAAAUCCGAGCAAUUGGAAACUUGUGAUUCUGGAAUAACUGAUAGCACUAUUGACCAAGAUCCACCGACCCCGGACUCCUUGUUCCCAAGUGCCAUCUACAUUCCGGCAAAGCAGAAGCCUCAAAUGACCGUUUCAAUAAGUGCAACAACUGCUUCUUCUUGUUCCAACAAAUCGCUCUACCGUAAGCACAUUGAAAAACUAGCAAUUGAGCCAUUGGAGGACAUCAAACACUUGAAGUGCCGUGGACUGAAGAAGUCAAAGCCAGAUGACCUUUUUCCAAAAGCAACUUACGAUGCGGGAACUGGAAAACCUAAAAUGGCGUUGUCUCCGAGUUCAAUGGUGUCGGUCGACCUUUCAUAUGCAUCUACAACUGCUAAAUCCAAUAGUCUUGCCUAUCAACCAAUGGAGUUUGUUUCCUCUGAUGGACGCGUCAAGCUGUGGCUUCAGCCUCUUGAAAAGCAAAAGAAAAAAAAUAGUGAAAAGUCCAAAAAACGUGAACGAUGUAUUGAUGAUGCUCCAAUUCCUCCAAAACAAUUGCAAUCGAGUACCAAAUUGAACAUUGAGAAUCGCACAAAGUUUUCUACCAAUUUGUCAAUCGGUGAUCAUGUUAUUGAUUUGUCUGGAAUCUUAAAUGGGUCCAUGAAGAAGAAGAAUUUGGCAAAACUCGUCAUUAAUGGGCAGUCCUAUUCAAUUUGAGAAGUGGCAGUCUUAUUGAAAUUAAAUAUCCUAAUGAGUGAAAUGUGGUUGAUUGAGAGUUUUUUGAAUGAAUGGUUUGGAUGAUU
Molecule: messenger RNA, 1172 nt
Organism: Caenorhabditis elegans
Lineage: Eukaryota; Metazoa; Nematoda; Chromadorea; Rhabditida; Rhabditidae
Gene: K01H12.4
Product: Breast cancer type 2 susceptibility protein homolog
Exons: 9
Coding region: 97-1086 (329 amino acids)
Source: RefSeq, marked reviewed